Molecule: messenger RNA, 232 nt
Organism: Gongylonema pulchrum
Lineage: Eukaryota; Metazoa; Nematoda; Chromadorea; Rhabditida; Gongylonematidae
Source: the annotation of a GenBank genome assembly
UCGUCAUCAUCGUCAUUUGCGGAGGAUGUGGAAAGAACAGAAUUCAUCACAUCUUUUGGUGGUGGUGGAGUCGAAAAUCGGGCGGAGGAGGUGUGUGCGGACCGGAACAACGAUGAUAGUGAUGAUGAAACAAAAAUGCACGGUCCAGCGCUGCCAUCCGCUGAAUUCCGGCGCAUCUUGUAAGCGGGCAUCUACUGUUACUGUUCUUAUUUUAAUAAAACCUCAAAAUUGA